Molecule: messenger RNA, 1274 nt
Organism: Nicotiana attenuata
Lineage: Eukaryota; Viridiplantae; Streptophyta; Magnoliopsida; Solanales; Solanaceae
Product: 2-hydroxy-6-oxononadienedioate/2-hydroxy-6-oxononatrienedioate hydrolase-like
Exons: 4
Coding region: 146-1141 (331 amino acids)
Molecular function (GO): catalytic activity
Source: RefSeq, a predicted model, not a curated record
CGAAAAACAGAUAGCAACCCAACACCUAACCUCACUUCCCUAGUUCCCUUUUCUUGUUUAAAAAUCCCAUCUCUCAUAUCUCUUUUACUUCACCUUUCUCCAUCCUCCAUACACAUAAACAGCAACAAAAAAAGAGCUGAGAAAAAUGGUGAACUUGGUAGAAGCACAGAAACCUUUGUUGCAUGGUUUAAUGAAAAUGGCUGGAAUCAAACCUCGUAGUAUAGAGAUAGAACCAGGCACUAUUAUGAACCUUUGGGUUCCUUCUGAAACCAUAAAAAACCCAAAGAAAAACAAGAAAAUCACCACAACUACUCCUUUCUCCAAUAACCAAUGUGCCACCUCCCCUGAAACCACCACAAAACCUGACCCCACCAAACCCGUAGUCGUACUAGUCCACGGCUUCGCUGGUGAAGGAAUUGUCACGUGGCAAUUCCAAGUUGGCGCAUUGACUAAGAAAUACUCUGUUUACGUACCGGACCUACUUUUCUUCGGUGGCUCAGUAACUGAUAGUGAAGAUAGAUCACCUGGUUUUCAAGCUGAGUGUUUGGGUAAAGGGCUAAGGAAAUUGGGUGUGGAAAAGUGUAUAGUGGUUGGGUUUAGUUAUGGUGGAAUGGUGGCGUUUAAGAUGGCUGAAAUGUACCCUGAUUUAGUUGAGGCCUUAGUGAUCUCUGGUUCUAUUUUGGCCAUGACUGAUUCUAUUAGCACUUCGACGCUAAAUGGUUUGGGAUUCUCUUCUUCUUCUGAGCUGCUGCUGCCUACUUCUGUUAAGGGUCUUAAGGCACUUCUUAAAGUAGCUGCUUAUAAGAAACUUUGGUUCCCUGAUCGCCUUCACAGGGACUUUCUUGAGGUAAUGUUCACCAACAGAAAAGAAAGAGGAGAACUGCUAGAAGGCUUGGUAGUGAGCAACAAAGAUACCAAUAUUCCAAAUUUUCCACAGAGAAUACAUCUCCUCUGGGGUGAGAAUGAUCAAAUAUUCAAUUUGGAGCUUGCUCAGAACAUGAAAGAUCAACUAGGUGACAAGACUACAUUUCAUGGCAUAGAGAAGGCAGGGCAUCUGGUUCACCUAGAGCGACCUUGCGUCUACAACAGGUGUCUCAAGCAGUUUCUUACUUCCCUGCAUGCAGAAAAAUCCCAAUACUGAAGGACAUUACCACAAAUUUCACUAUCUAAUACCAUGUAAUUUUUGUCUUCUUAUCAGAAGGAAAAGAACUUCGUAUUUCCUCUGUAAUAUUAGUUAUAUAAUUCGGGGUUCAGAAUCAAAAUUGAUGCUUUAA